Asparagus officinalis (garden asparagus) is the source of this 995-nucleotide messenger RNA. RefSeq lists its product as uncharacterized. The record is from RefSeq and is a predicted model, not a curated record. Bases 264 to 755 code for a protein of 163 amino acids. Lineage: Eukaryota; Viridiplantae; Streptophyta; Magnoliopsida; Asparagales; Asparagaceae. The transcript has 4 exons.
CACCGAGCGCGGAUGAACUAUUUCGUUGCCCUUCCUUCCAAGAAGAGAACAGUGCUUGCCGGCGAGCGAAGCAAAGAGCGAAGCUCGCUGUCUGCAUCGCGCCCAAAAUCUAAUCCCUCGCUUGGAGACGAAGGUGUUUAAAGGCGACGAUGCUGAUCGCUUUGAGAAUCUGCCAAGAGUCCCCUUUGCCUCUCGCACCCCUCUCUCCAUUUAAACCCCCCCCAAAUGUUCGCUAGGGUUUCCAACAAUUUCCAAGUUAGAGAAUGGGUCAAGUUGCUGGGCAUCUUUGGGAUAGAGCUCAAGGGAAGUGGCAAGUGCAAAGAAUAUGUGACAAGAUUUUCAAUCAGUGGCCAGAGAAGGAUAAGGGCAAUUUGGCAGUAAAAGAUCUUCACAUUGUGACCUUGAUGGUUUAUAAUUCUAUGAACAAGCAAUUUCUUAGUCCUUAUAAAGAACCACCCUCAAUGGAAGCAGUUCAGAGCAAAGUAAAGGCCUUAAGUGCUAAAGGAACAACUGCAAUAAGCCGCAAUGAAUUCUAUGAGAUAAUCAUGGAGUGGAUCCAUAAAGACCUGCGUAUAGUUCUUGCAAACAGGGUUAUACUCGCUCUUCUCGCCGGACCUCUGUUAGCAGUUCAAACAAAAAAAGUAGGGAGGCAAGUUCCACGUAUCAGAGAUACAGUUGACAAGGUUCCAACUCCUCUCAUUGCUUCAGUUUACGCUGCGGGUAUUGUUCUCCUCCAAGAUGUAAGGGUGGAUUGAGAAGAAGCUAAAAGUCCGUGCAUCUGGUGUACAUACAGCGUGCUUCUUUUGUGAAAAUAAUAAGAGAACUCUGGCAAUAAUUUGCAUAAUUGGAUUUAUCAAAAAUAAAGGAUAUCAUUAUAUUGAAUGUGACUAAAUGUUACUAGUCUUUGCUACCUUUGUCUCGUUAGAAUUUGUGGCGUACCUUGUGACAUCAGUGUCUUUAUGCAAGCUAGACUGAGUGCGAGUGUGAUUCUAGUA